Colletotrichum spaethianum is the source of this 639-nucleotide messenger RNA. RefSeq lists its product as uncharacterized. The record is from RefSeq and is a predicted model, not a curated record. Gene Ontology annotation, cellular component: mitochondrion. NCBI's taxonomy places the organism in Eukaryota, Fungi, Ascomycota, Sordariomycetes, Glomerellales, Glomerellaceae. The coding region runs from base 1 to 639 and encodes 212 amino acids. The transcript has 2 exons.
AUGAGAAUCGAGCGCCCCGAACUGCUCUACCCUGACCCUCCAACAACACACCACCACGACCUCGCAUCAUUUCUCGCAUACGCAAAUCGCACUGGCCUCGACGUUGCAUCGACAGUCUAUGUCGGAACACUCUAUGAGUACACAGUCUCUGCAACCCUCUCACAGUACGGCAUUCAGGCCGUCCGGGUAGGCGGAGCCUCAGACAACGGCAUCGACCUCCUCGGUACAUGGGACGUACCCUCUCAGAAUGAACCUCUCAAGGUCAUUAUCCAAUGCAAAGGAGGCGCCCAGCGCGCCGGCCCCUCGCUAAUCCGGGAGUUGGAGGGCUCCUUCAUCGGCGCCCCGGUCGGCUGGCGCGGUGCCGGCGUUAUCGCAUUCCUAGUCAGCGAGAAGACGGCGAGCAAGGGCGUGCGGGAGGCUUUGGGGCGGGGUCGCUGGCCGAUGGGUUUUGUCUCGUGCUCCAGCAAUGGGAUUGUGCGGCAGAUGCUCUGGAACCAGCAGGCGGAGGAGGAGGGGUUGAGAGGAAUGGGGGUGACCAUGCGCCAUGCCGAGGCUGGAAACGGCGAGUCGCAGAUUGUUCUGACCUACAACGGCAAGCGAGUUCCCAGUAUUUCCAAGGCAGAGGUGCCGGGGGCUUGA